This is a messenger RNA of Arachis stenosperma, 849 nucleotides long. RefSeq lists its product as uncharacterized. The transcript has a single exon. Bases 212 to 553 code for a protein of 113 amino acids. The record is from RefSeq and is a predicted model, not a curated record. NCBI's taxonomy places the organism in Eukaryota, Viridiplantae, Streptophyta, Magnoliopsida, Fabales, Fabaceae.
UUUACUUUUUCAUAAAGCACUUCAGUAUGCAAUAUUUAUAAUAUCAAGAUCCAAAGGUAAGAUGCUCCCACAUUGAAAAUUAAUUAGUUGCAGAACCAUCACCACACUUUGCUUCAUUUAGAAGCCUCACUCACUUUCAAACUAUAUAUCUAUGCAUUACAAGGAGCAAUGCAGAAUGAAGUGCAAUAACUAACUACCAUUCCAAAAGGAAAUGGCUUUUCCUGCUCCAGUUGCCAUAGGCACAAGGGGCACCAUUGGAUCUCUAGUGAGGAAGGAAAUUGAAUACUUCACCAAGUUUGAGUUAGCACAGAAACCUCAGCAACACUUUCUGGACAUGAACAUGGCUUCUUGCAGAAGCUUUUCCAUGCCCAGCAGGUCAAGUCUCUGGGACUUGCUACCAACAUGGAAGAGGAAGAAGAGAAGAGGCACAAGUGGUUUCUUCCUCCCCAAAAUCUGUUCUGUAUCAGAAGUAGCUGAUAGCAAUCAAUUGAACAGAAUUCCUGGUUACAGCUACAGGAUUCUGAGGAAUGACUUCAACAACUUUCACCUCUGAGCCUCUGAUUCUCUUAAGAGUUCCUCACUUUCUUAUAGUGUGUGGCAAUGCAGCAUAUUCAUGUUAACUUUCAAAAUUGUGUUGCCAGACUCUGGCAACUUAUCUCUUAUUACUUUCCAUGUUCACUGUUAGAUCCUGUGUGUUUUAUUUCAUGCCUUCAAUGUACUGCUAGCUUUACAUAUUCAAGAUUUAAUAUAAAAUCUGAGUGUUCUACAGAUAAGAGUAAGCAGUGUGAAAGGAUGGGACAGUAAACAAUAAAAGAAUGGCAUGGUCAAUUUUCAUUAUCAAUUUCAAAU